This is a messenger RNA of Euleptes europaea (tarantolino), 945 nucleotides long. RefSeq names its product olfactory receptor 1361-like. Gene Ontology annotation, cellular component: membrane. Gene Ontology annotation, molecular function: olfactory receptor activity; G protein-coupled receptor activity. The record is from RefSeq and is a predicted model, not a curated record. Gene Ontology annotation, biological process: G protein-coupled receptor signaling pathway. The transcript has a single exon. Bases 1 to 945 code for a protein of 314 amino acids. NCBI's taxonomy places the organism in Eukaryota, Metazoa, Chordata, Lepidosauria, Squamata, Sphaerodactylidae.
AUGAAUCACAGGAACUCAACGGAUGUUUCCGAAUUCCUCCUCCGAGGUUUUCCAUCCCCUCCUGAGGUCCAAAGACUGCUCUUCCCCCUCUUCCUUUCCAUCUACCUGCUCACCCUUCUGGGGAAUGUAACGAUCAUCUUGUUGAUCCGCUCCGACAUGCAGCUGCUCCAGUCUCCGAUGUACUUCCUCCUCAGCCACCUUGCCCUAGCCGAUCUCGGUUUCACCUCCACUACCAUUCCCAAGGCACUAGAUAACUUGCUGUCUCAGAAGAAGACUAUCUCCUACCGGGGUUGCCUGGCCCAGAUGUAUUUCUAUAUGUCCUUUGGCAACUCGGACAGCUUCCUGCUGGCUUCCAUGGCCUACGACCGCUACGUGGCUAUCUGCUGCCCACUGCGCUAUUCUGCCAUGAUGAGUCGCAACCGUUGCCUCCUCCUGGCCGCAGUGUCCUGGAUCGUCCCCAUAAUCCACUCAUUGCUAUAUACUCUUCUGAUGUCCCGCAUUGACUUCUGUGACUCCGGAGAGAUCCCUCAUUUUUUCUGCGACAUUUACCCUGUUCUGGACGUCUCUUGCUCCGAUACAAGCAUCAUAGAAACUCUACUGGUGACAGAGGGGGUGGUGGAGAUCCUGGGGCCAUUUGUGCUCAUUAUCAUUUCGUACGCGUUCAUCUUCUACACCGUGAUGAAGAUUCCUUCUGCCGUUGGGAAGCGCAAGGCCUUCUCCACGUGCGGCUCCCACAUCUGCGUGGUGGUCUUGUUCUACGGCACUGUAAGCUGGGUGUAUUUCAAGCCGCAUUCAAAGAACUCAGACCACAAGGACACCGCGGCAGCGGUAAUGUAUACCAUGGUGACCCCUAUGCUGAAUCCCUUCAUCUACAGCCUUAGAAACAGCGAGAUGAAGGCAGCCAUGAAGAGGGUUGUUAAGCAGCAUUUUCCAUUAAUUUCUUAA